AGCUUAUGGGAAGGUAUUCCUUGUCCGAAAAAGGGGAGGAAAGGAUGACGGACGCCUCUACGCGAUGAAAGUCCUCAAGAAGGCGACCAUAGUCCAGAAGAAGAAGACGACGGAGCACACCAAGACAGAACGGCAAGUUCUUGAAGCAGUCCGAAGAUGUCCCUUCUUGGUCACGCUCCAUUAUGCCUUCCAGACUGAUGCCAAGCUGCAUCUCAUCCUUGACUACGUUAGCGGCGGAGAACUGUUUACGCACCUAUACCAACGCGAGCACUUCACCGAAAGCCAAGUCAAAAUAUACAUCGGAGAGAUAAUCUUGGCUCUUGAGCACCUCCAUAAGUUGGGCAUUAUUUACCGGGAUAUCAAGUUGGAAAACAUUCUCUUGGACGCUCAAGGCCAUAUUGUUCUGACAGAUUUUGGCCUCAGCAAAGAAUUUCUUCCCCACGAAACUGAGCAGAGGGCGUACUCCUUCUGCGGCACCAUUGAGUACAUGGCACCGGAAGUCGUCCGUGGAGGAAGCACGGGUCAUGAUAUCGCAGUAGACUGGUGGAGUGUCGGUGUCCUCACGUACGAAUUACUAACUGGUGCAUCACCUUUCACCGUCGAAGGAGAGAGGAACACUCAGCAGGAAAUUUCUAGAAGGAUACUUCGCACUACCCCACCUAUACCAGAUGACCUUUCACCACAUGUUUCGGAUUUCAUCGCCAAACUUCUGGUUAAAGACCCCAGGAAGAGAUUGGGUGGAGGAAUGGAGGACGCUGAAGAACUAAAACGUCACCCUUUUUUCAAUGAUUUAGACUGGGAAGCACUCGCAAGGAAAGAGAUUACUGCUCCUUUUGUCCCAAAAAUCUCUGGAGAACUUGACGUAAGCAACUUCUCUGAAGAAUUUACUAAAAUGAUUCCUACCGAUUCUCCUGCCAUCAUCCCUCCAAACUUCGACAAGAUAUUUAAGGGUUACUCUUAUGUUGCUCCUUCAGUUUUGUUCAGUGAAAAUGUCAUUAGUGAUGAAAUAUUCAAGCCAAAUCAUGACAAAAGACCUACCAUUGCCAACCUUAUUGCUCAAACAUUCAAGGAAUCUCAAUUCUUUGAACAUUAUGACGUCGAUCUGGAACGAAGUGGCGUAUUAGGUGAUGGAUCUUUUUCCAUUUGCCGAAGGUGUGUGGAAAAGUCUACAGGAAAAGCUUUUGCUGUAAAAAUAAUCAGUCGGAAAGUCGAUUCAACCAGGGAAAUAAAUUUACUUAGAGCUUGUCAGGGACACCCUAACAUAGUCAAUUUACACCAGGUCUAUUAUGAUGAGGCUCAUACCUAUUUGGUGCUAGAACUUCUGGAAGGUGGCGAAUUACUUCAGCGAAUAAGAAGGAGGACUAGGUUUACAGAGAAUGAAGCAAGCAGAAUUAUGAGGCAGCUUGUUUCUGCUGUGAAUUUCAUGCACCUUCAUGGAGUUGUUCAUAGGGAUCUCAAACCAGAGAAUCUUCUGUUUACCGAUGACACCUGUGAAGCAAACAUCAAAGUUGUUGAUUUUGGUUUUGCUCAGCUGAAACGUGAAGGAGAUUCACUUCAUACUCCAUGUUAUACUCUCCACUAUGCUGCUCCAGAAGUCCUUCAUAAUGCUGCUCAAGGAUAUGAUGAAAACUGUGAUUUGUGGAGUCUCGGUGUUAUUUUGUAUACAAUGUUAAGUGGUCGAGCUCCCUUUUUGGCUAGAUCUAGGGAUGAUAGCUCUGUUGCGAUUAUGAAUAGGAUAAAGGAAGGGGAUUUUAGCUUCUGCGGCGGUGCUUGGGAAUCAGUUUCGCACGAAGCCAAAGAACUGACAAAAGGUUUGCUUACGGUUGAACCUUCCCAGAGAUUAAGAAUGUCUGGACUUCUCUCUCACCCUUGGUUACUAGGUUGUGAUGUAGCUUCCACACCUCUUAUGACUCCUGAUGUACUGACAGCUUCUGCUGAAUAUGGAGUUGCUACUGCAUUCAGUGCGUUUCAUAAAGCCACUCGUGAAGGAUUUAGAUUACAGGAUGUUGUGAAUGCUCAACUUGCGCAAAGGAGAAGAAUGAAAAAAUCAUCAGUUGACAAUAGAAGCUUUUCAACUUCUAGUAGCUUCUCGAGUUCCAGUUCUUCUGGUAUAUCAUCAGUGCAAACACCCGUAAGGGUUAGCCACUCCAGUGCUACUCAUCCGAAGCCAGCGCUGAGGGGUAAAGCUAAUGAUGAAGGGAAUGUUUUUAAUUUUGGAGAAGCCAGAGUUAAAGAAUAUUUGUCAAGCCUGUCAAGUAAUUCUUCUGAAUCCAACACCCCAUUAACCUUCAACCUGUCACCUGUACCACUGCCAAAGAACAAGAGAUCUGGUGACAAACAGGAAAACAAGACAACCACUACUGGCCCAAUGACCAGGGCCAAAAGGAGAAGACAGCUUGAAGCUGCCAAUGAACCUGCACCGCAACUUAAAAGAAAACAUACCCACCACCAUCAUAGGAGUAAAAGACAAAAAAAUGAACAAGCAACUACCUCAGCUUGA
Messenger RNA from Nezara viridula (southern green stink bug), 2500 nucleotides. The record is from the annotation of a GenBank genome assembly. Lineage: Eukaryota; Metazoa; Arthropoda; Insecta; Hemiptera; Pentatomidae.